UGGCAAAGAAAAGCUUUCUACCCUGUAUGUAUGAUUGCAAGUGGCAUCUGGUCAGAGAUCGAGCCAAGAGAAUCACUUAUGGACCGCUACACUGAAAUAAUCAGGCGAGACCCUUUGCAUCUUGGGACGUGAUAUACAGACGAGCUGUGUGGCACUCCUUCACAAGAGCUAGAGAAAGAGAGAGUGUGAGAGAGAGAAGGGGAGAGAGGGAGUGAGAGAGAGAGAGAGAGAGAGAGAGAGGGAGGGAGGGAGAAAAAGCCAGGGUAGGCAGACGAGAGAGAGCGGAGAAAAGAAGUAUUUGUAGAUAACGGGCGAUUUUGGUUGAUGGGAUGAAACCAGCCAUGGAAACCACAGCAGAAGAGAACCAGGAGCUUAAACAGGAGAAAAGAGGUUGCUUCGAGUGCUGCAUCAAAUGCUUGGGCGGCGUCCCCUACGCCUCCCUGGUGGCCACCAUCCUGUGCUUCUCGGGCGUGGCGCUGUUCUGCGGCUGUGGCCACGUGGCGCUCACCGGCACUGUCACCAUCCUGGAAAAUAACUUCUCCACUUCGCCCAGUGAUCACGCUCUCUUGACUCACGUGGUCCAGCUGAUGCAGUACGUCAUCUAUGGCAUUGCCUCCUUCUUCUUCCUCUACGGCAUCAUCCUGCUGGCUGAGGGAUUCUACACCACCAGUGCUGUGAAGGAGCUACACAGCGAGUUCAAGACCACCAUCUGUGGGCGUUGCAUUAGUGGCAUGUUCGUGUUUCUGACCUACAUCCUGGGCGUGGCCUGGCUUGGCGUCUUCGGGUUCUCGGCGGUGCCUGUCUUUGUCUUCUACAACAUGUGGUCCACCUGUGCUGCCAUGAGGUCCCCGGGGGCCAACAUCACCUCCAUUGACUCCAUCUGCGUGGACGUCCGUCAGUACGGCGUAAUCUCCUGGAAUGCUACACCCGGGAAGGUGUGCGGCUCUGCUCUGGGCGACAUCUGCAACACCAGCGAGUUCUACCUGUCUUACCACCUGUACAUCGUGGCGUGCGCAGGGGCGGGGGCCACUGUCAUCGCACUGAUCCAUUUCCUCAUGGUCCUCUCCGCCAACUGGGCCUACCUUAAGGACGCGAGUCACAUGCAUGCGUACCAGGACAUCAAAACCAAGGAGGAGCAGGAGCUGCAAGACAUCCAGUCCCGCUCCAAGGAAUGCCUCAAUUCCUACUCAUAAGGAUCGCACGCUUGCUCCCCUCACAGGCCAGCCUUCAACACACGGCUAGCGAAACGCGCCGACUGCCCUCUCCCAGCGCGGUACUAACAUGGCUUCUAACAAACUAAUGUGUCAGUGUUGCUCCUCACUUUGGAGAAGAGUCAUAUUCAAAUGCCACAUGUGCGUUAGCAUGACUUAAAAACGUAUCUGAAUAUGACGUGCUUCUCUGAUACCUUCUGUUUCUUCAUUUUCUGUGUAGCUCUGUUGGCCUUGCCAGAAUUAGCUGGUGAAGCAUUGCACUAUUUAAACAGAAGGGACAAACGGCAUCGUCGCACCAUCUCCAUUCUAGCUUGGGGGCGUCUAGGCAGCUUCCAGGCUGCUCAGAUGUGAGGGGACGUACGAGAGGGUUAGCACAAAAACACUCGCCUUAUGAAAACAGAUCGGAAAGAGGGUCUAAAAUGAGUGCAGUGUGUUUCUAUUUUGUGCCGUUUGUAUUUGGUCUUGACUUUUAGGCAGAAAAAACUGUGGUGGCGUAAUUUGAUACCAUAGCUUUUUCAUUAGAGAUGUGCAUUUUGGGAAAUGUAGUUUGAGCUAAAGCCAUCUUCAGCAGUGACCACUUUUUUUUCCCUCUCAUUAAGCGGGUUGCGAAGCUUUGUAAGCUUUGCUCACACGCUUUAACUUACAUGCAGGACUAAUACCCUAAAUGAAGAAAAGAUACUCUACCUCAGGUAUAAAUGGUAUCAGGAUCACUAGCCCAUAAGAACUAGCGACAAAAGCUACAAAAAAAGCUAGUUAUAAAUAUCCCUGUAAGUAAUCUGAGCUCAGUACUGAAGUAUUGUCUGUAAAGUCAGUGAAACAAAUUUUGGCCUGCACUCUAAUUGGGGAAUAAACUAUGUAAGGGUAGACAUUUCCCUGUGUGGAAAAAGGUUUCCAUGCCAACACUGCAUUGAAAGAACUUCCUGCAACUUUUUGCACUUCGAUUUGAAGCGGGAUCAUUCCUGUUAGGGAAGUCUCCAAAGCUACCGUUUGUUUACCGUCUGGGGCAGUUUUGAGUAGUUCGGUGCACCGUAGUGCCUGAAUCGAAAGAGGGACUAGCGUGAAUCCUUUCAAAAAUGCUAAAAUGUAAUGGGAACUGCUGUUAAAUUCAUUCGAUGGGAGCCAGAGAAAAUUCCAAGAAAAUCCUAAAAAUUCCAACGCUGUUCGGAAAGUCUCCUGAAACAUAGCUCACCAGCUCUGUUCUAUUCCGGAGGAGGACUUAGAGCAGCAUGGAAAAAGUAGAUUAGUAACAUACAGCGUUCCGAUAACUUCAACUGUUCGGAGAGACAGGGUUUUCAACAAUGUUCCAGCGUUAUUCCUAGGAAUGCCAUUGAAUUAAUUACACCCUAGAACUAUUUGGUCACAUCUCAUAUACCGUCUCAUGAAAUACUUACACAUCCCACUUGGGAAGAUAUGGCCAAUAACUUUUACUGCUUCUUAGUGUAUAUUUGUAAAUAUGUCUCCUCACGGUGUAUCUAAUCUCAGUAUUAUUUUUUGUUAGAUAUGCUUUUAAUACACAAUGAUGCCGCAUUGAGAAUAUAAGGGAAUGAGUACAGAGAGAUGCAGCUAGAGCUGGAACAAGGGCUCGCUAUACCUGACCCAUUUAUGGUUACAUCCCUAAUGCUUUGAAGUUUUCUUGGGUUUGAAAAGAAACCGCUGAUAUCGAAGGUUCCCUCUUGAAUCUGUGUGCUCUGUAUGUUUCCAUGGUUAACCUAAGUGUGCUCAACUCCGAGACGGUAAGUGUGAAGUGUGUAGUGGGGGGUGAUUUUGGUGGGUUGAUGUGUAAAAUGUAAAGUCAGGAAUGCUUUGGAAUUUUUUUUUUUAUUAAACCAUGGCAGGAGAAUUUAAUGGGAAAAAAUGUUUUGAAUCCCUUUUUAAAAAAACUAUUUUUGGUAUUGUUUGUGCAAAGGUUAAAAUCCAGAUAAACAUUACAUGUACUGUAUGUUUUCUGUUCUAGUGACAAGACGUACAGGGAUAUUUUGAUGUUUAUUCAUUAUUGCAUGAAGGAGAAAUAACUGUUUCUGCAGUAAUUCAAGUUCUGUGUAGUCAUUUGUACUGACAAAAAUCUCGUAGGCAGUGUUUGCCCACUCCUUUUUUUAACAAAAAAAAAAAACCAUUGUGUGUUAAGUAGUAAAUCUAGUCGUUUGAUAGUCCACUUUUGUUUAAAAAAUAAAAAUCUAAAAUCUCUACAGAUCCUUUAUGCAGCUAUUUGUAACCUGUUCGUUAACCUUUUUUCUACGAGUGCCAAGGCGUUCCUGGCAGUUAUUGAAGUAGAAAUUAAACGCGUAGCUGAGAUCAUCCA
Messenger RNA from Brienomyrus brachyistius, 3510 nucleotides. RefSeq names its product neuronal membrane glycoprotein M6-b. Gene Ontology annotation, molecular function: structural constituent of myelin sheath. Bases 330 to 1193 code for a protein of 287 amino acids. Lineage: Eukaryota; Metazoa; Chordata; Actinopteri; Osteoglossiformes; Mormyridae. The transcript has 7 exons. Gene Ontology annotation, biological process: central nervous system myelination; axon development. The record is from RefSeq and is a predicted model, not a curated record. Gene Ontology annotation, cellular component: myelin sheath; plasma membrane.